AUGGUUGACCACAACGCAACCGAUCAGACGGACGUCAAGGACGUCCAAGAUGGAAGCUCUCAGUACGACGAGACUCUGGCGCCGACGCCCGCUGAGAACAGGCGCCUGCUGAUGAAGACGGACCUCGUUGUCCUCCCCUGCGCCGUGAUCAGCAUGACCCUCGCGUUCCUCGACAAGGCAAGCCAACCUUCUUCAUCCUCUAACGCCCUGGGCUUCGCCGCAAUCUUUGGCCUGCGACAGGACGCGAACCUAAAGGGCCAGGAGUACAGCUGGCUCGGCUCCGUCUUCUACUUUGGCUACCUGUCCAUGGAAAUUCCCGCUCUCUACCUCAUCACAAAGUUCCCCAUUGGCAAGUUCAUCGGCGCCUGCCUCAUCCUCUGGGGCGCCUGCGUCUGCCUCAUGUCCGCCUGCCACAACUUUGCCGGUCUCGCGACGAUCCGCGUGCUGCUCGGCAUCUUCGAGGCCGCCCUGCUGCCAUGCAUGCUGGUCCUCAACGCGACGUGGUACCGCCGCGAGGAGCAACCCCUGCGAACGGCGCUCUGGCACAACACCUUUGCAGGCGUGUUCGGCGGCAUCCUCUCGUACGCCAUCGGGAACAUCAAGGGCAGCCUGUCGACGUGGAAGUACAUCUUCAUCAUCUAUGGCGCCGUCACCGUCGUCGUCGGCUUCGUCGUGCUCUUUGCGCUGCCCGACUCGCCGCAAAAGGCGUGGUUCUUUGACGAGAACGAGAAGAGGCGCGCUGUCGCCCGCCUCGCCGAGAACCAGACGGGCGUCGACGUGAAGAAGAAUUUUGACGCGCGCCAGGUGCUCGAGGCCGUCAAGGACCCGAAAUGCUGGUGCGUCUGGGCGUGCGCCAUCGGGUACGCGGUCGCCAACGCGGGCAUCACAAACUUCAACCCGCUCAUCAUCUCGGGGUACGGCUUCAGCCAGACCAAGACCGUCCUGAUGGCUACGCCGCAGGCCGCGGUCGCCAUGGUCGCGGGCGUGGUGCUCACGACCAUCUCCAUGUUUGUUCAGAACCUGCGGUGUCUCUUCUGGAUCCUCUCCGCGGUCGUGGGGCUCGUGGGCGCCGUCAUGGUGCACACGCUCGACAUUUCCCAGCACCGGGACGCUAGCCUGGCCUGUGUGUACAUCAUGGGCUUUUAUAAUGUUCCCUGGGUCUUCAUGCUGAGCCUCAACUCGUCCAACACGGCGGGGGCGACCAAGAAGAGCUUCAUGGGCGUGACGGUGGCCGUGUGCUACGCGAUUGGCAACAUUGUCGGGCCUCAGCUCUUCCUGUCGAGCCAGGCGCCGCGGUACCCGCUCGGCAUCAGCGCCAUGAUGUUUGCGUUCGCGCUCAUGGCGGCGUCGGGGGUCGUUUACUAUCUGCUUUGCAUUGCCGAGAACAAGCGCCGCAACUCCAAGUAUGGGGUACCGGAGGACAGGUUGCAGGCUGGUCUCGACCAGGAGAGGGAGGACAAGACUGAUUGGGAGAAUACGGAUUUCCGUUAUACCUACUAG
Colletotrichum orchidophilum is the source of this 1500-nucleotide messenger RNA. RefSeq names its product major facilitator superfamily transporter. Lineage: Eukaryota; Fungi; Ascomycota; Sordariomycetes; Glomerellales; Glomerellaceae. Gene Ontology annotation, cellular component: membrane. Gene Ontology annotation, molecular function: transmembrane transporter activity. Gene Ontology annotation, biological process: transmembrane transport. The coding region runs from base 1 to 1500 and encodes 499 amino acids. The record is from RefSeq and is a predicted model, not a curated record. The transcript is spliced from 2 exons.